Molecule: messenger RNA, 4508 nt
Organism: Paramisgurnus dabryanus
Lineage: Eukaryota; Metazoa; Chordata; Actinopteri; Cypriniformes; Cobitidae
Gene: eml4
Product: echinoderm microtubule-associated protein-like 4
Biological process (GO): microtubule cytoskeleton organization
Cellular component (GO): mitotic spindle
Molecular function (GO): microtubule binding
Source: RefSeq, a predicted model, not a curated record
AGCCGAGGAGCUCUGGCCACUCCCUCAGCCAACCAAGAUUUUCUUUUUUUAUCCCUUUAUCUCCUCCUACUCUAGUUUCCCUUGUUCUCUCUCACCCUCGCGCUCACUCGCUCGCCCUGGCUUUUGUGUGAGCGGCACCGAGAAAGAAUGCACGCGUGAGACAGACGCGACGAGAGACCGCAGCAGGAUCGCAUGAAUAUAUACACAAACAGAGGAAUUCAGAGCUUUGGUAGAAGCAGACACUCAACCGUGAAGAUCGUAGACGUACGCACACGAGGACAGAAUGGAAGACAGCCCGACAGGUUUAGCUCCUGUCUGUAACUCCACGGCUAUGCUGAACCACAACUGCACUGAUGACAGUAUCUCUGCCGCGAGCACGUCAGACGUGCAGGAUCGCCUGUCGUCCCUGGAGCUGCGGGUUCAACAGCAGGAGGAUGAGCUGACGGUGAUGAAGGCCGCGCUGGCGGACGUGCUCAGACGUCUGGCUCUGUCCGAGGACACGGCCGCCGCCGUCAAGAAACAGCAAAGCGGCAAAGGUCCAGCCUCGAUGCGGGAGGCUUAUUCUAUGUCCUGUAUUGCCAAUGGCAGUUCCAGCGGCCGCAAAUCUCAGAGAGACAGCUCAACAGUAUCUGUAGCCAGAAAAGAGACGCUGUCCUCUGCCGCCAAGAGUGGUGUCGGCGGCGAGCGGAGAAAAGACAAGGCUCAGAUGGAGGAAAUCCAGGAGAAAGAGGAGCCGGCACAAGCUAAUGAUAAACCCCCCUCAACACCCAGUACCCCUCAGGCACCGUCCCCCUCUAGCAACCCCCCCUCCCCUCACCCCCCACAGCCCCAAAGACAAGCCUCGGAGAGCAAGGGGUCUACCCCGGCCAAAAGGGGUAGCAGUGCGAAGCGUGGGGGAAUGGAGCGUUCUCAAAGCAGCACAUGGGACAGUGGGGAAGAAAACAGGAAUAAGCUGGUGAAAGCUGCCUCCACUUCCAAACUCCUGGCCAAAGUGGUGAAGAACGCAGAGAAACACAGAGAUCCUGUCAUCAGUCAAGCUAAAAUGUCAACUCGUGAAAAAAACAGCCAAGAGGGAGACUACAUAAAAAUGUUUAUGCGGGGACGACCCAUCACGAUGUUCAUCCCAUCAGAUGUAGAAAAUUACGAUGAUGUCCGUACCGAACUUCCCUCAGAGAGACUUAAGCUGGAGUGGGUAUAUGGGUACAGGGGGCGUGACUGCCGUGCAAACGUCUAUUUGCUUCCAACUGGUGAGAUUGUUUAUUUCAUCGCCUCUGUGGUCGUGCUGUUCAACUAUGAGGAAAGGACACAGCGCCACUACUUGGGACACACUGACUGUGUUAAAUGUCUUGCUAUUCAUCCGGAUAAGAUUCGCAUCGCUACAGGACAGAUUGCGGGUGUGGAUAAGGAUGGGAGGCCGCUUCAGCCUCAUGUGAGAGUAUGGGAUUCUGUGAGUUUGUCCACAUUGCAAAUCAUUGGUCUCGGUACCUUUGAGAGAGGAGUGGGAUCCCUUGCGUUCUCUAAAGCCGAUUCAGGCACUCACCUCAGUGUAAUUGAUGACUCUAAUGAACACAUGUUGACUGUAUGGGACUGGCAGAAAAAGUCAAAAAUUGCUGAAAUUAAGACGACUAAUGAAGUGGUUUUAGCUGUGGAGUUUCACCCCACUGACGCCAACACCAUCGUCACUUGUGGAAAGUCUCAUAUCUUCUUCUGGACCUGGAGCGGCUCCUCACUUGCCCGCAAACAAGGCAUAUUUGGUAAAUAUGAGAAGCCAAAAUUUGUGCAGUGCCUGGCUUUCCUCAAUAAUGGAGACAUUUUGACUGGAGAUUCAGGAGGAAUAAUGUUGAUAUGGACCCGUAGCACAGCUGAACCAGCACCAGGGAAAGGACCCAAAGGAGCGUUUCAGAUAAGUCGUCAGAUUAAGGCUCAUGAUGGCAGCGUGUUUACACUGUGUCAGAUGAGGAAUGGGACUCUGCUCACAGGAGGCGGCAAAGACCACAAGAUCAUUUUGUGGGACCAUGACCUCAAUCCAGAGAGAGAAAUAGAGGUCCCAGAUCAGUAUGGAACUAUUCGAGCUGUAGCUGAGGGUAAAUGCGAGCAGGUUCUGGUGGGCACAUCUCGCAACUUUGUCCUUAGGGGCACCUUCAACGAUGGAUUUCAGGUGGAGGUGCAGGGACAUACAGAUGAACUGUGGGGUCUGGCUGCCCAUCCCUUCAAGGACCUGUUCCUCACCUGUGCUCAGGACAGACAGGUGUGUCUUUGGAACUCAAUGGACCACGCGCUGGAAUGGACCAGACUGUUGGAUGAGCACGGGCACUGUGCCGACUUCCAUCCGAGUGGUUCUGUUAUUGCUAUUGGUACUCACUCAGGGAAGUGGUAUGUUCUGGACGCAGAGACGAGAGACCUGGUGGCCAUUCACACGGAUGGCAACGAGCAGCUGUCAGUCAUGCGCUACUCUGUCGAUGGAACGCUGCUGGCGGUGGGAUCACAUGAUAACUUUAUUUACCUCUACACGGUGUCGGAUAAGGGACGCAAGUACAGCAGAUAUGGGAAAUGCACUGGACAUUCCAGCUACAUUACACAUCUUGACUGGUCCCCCGACAACAAGUUCAUCAUGUCUAACUCAGGAGACUACGAAAUCCUUUACUGGGACAUUCCAAACGGUUGCAAGUUGAUUCGUAAUCGCUCUGAAUGCAAAGACAUCGACUGGGCCACCUACACCUGUGUGCUGGGAUUUCACGUCUUUGGUGUUUGGCCUGAAGGCUCAGAUGGGACAGAUAUCAAUGCUCUGGUGCGAUCUCACAACAGAAAGGUUAUCGCUCUGGCUGAUGACUUCUGCAAAGUGCAUCUUUUCCAGUACCCUUGCUCAAGACCCAAGGCCCCAAGCCACAAGUACAGCGCCCACAGCAGUCACGUGACAAACGUGAGCUUCAUGCAUAACGACGCUCACCUGGUUUCAACCGGCGGCAAGGACACGAGCAUCAUGCAGUGGCGUCUGGUGGAGAAGACCUCUUCCCUGGUGCAUAGCGACUCCAGCUUGGGCCUGAGCGAAUCACUGAUGCACAACUCAACACCUCGCAGCCUGCCGUCGAUACCCAGCGUACCCCAGACUCCUACUGAGCCUGAGCCUGUGCCGGUGCCAACAUCGCUACCCAUCAACGCCCAGCCCGACACCAACACGCCCCCUCCCACGCCCACCGAACCAUUGGACACAGCCACACCUAACGGACAACAGGAUGACUCGCCAGAAACCCCGCCUCCUUCCGAUGAGGCCACGCCUCCUUCCGACAGCACCCUGAGCCCCAAGGACAGCCUAGAGCCUAGCGAUGAUACGGCCACGCCCAGCGAUGAGGGCACACCCUUUAAUCCACCUUUAUAAGAGAGCGAUGUCAUUGUAACGGAGGUCCGGCCCCUUCUCUUGCCUGCUCGAUACCCUGCUCAAGGCACCAGCAUGACACUGUAACCUUUCUGUUGGAGUACAAAAGCAGGGUCUCCUCAUUUUUUUAUCCUUUCGAGCUUUUUGUUUCGUGUCUUAUUGUUAUGUGUUGACAUUAUGUUUAAAAGAUGUGAUUGUGGAGGUAUUGGUUUGGCUUGAAUGGUGAGAGAUUUGAAAUGUGAAAAAACCUUUGGAAAGAUUCAGCACUACCACACAAACACUAAUACAUACUUAUGUACACACACACAUAUUCCAAUUUGUCAUAAUGAAUACAAUUUUUAAUGAAGUUUUAUCUUCGAAGACAUUUUUGCAUAUGCAAGGCCACACAAAAGGUACAAGAUAGUGAAACGUUGACGUAUGGAUUUGAUUUUUUUGCCAUUACAGAUGCAGUAAUGGGCAAUUAUUAUUUAGGGAUCAAAUUUGUUUUAUUAUUUACUUUUAUUAUUUUGGGAUAAAACAAACUGGAAUUGCAGAGGCUUUUCCUCACUUAUAUAAGUAAACCAUUAAGCUAAAUAGAAAAUUAAAAUUGUGUCUUUAUGUAGGUUUAUGUAGUUCUUCUAUUCUCUCGCUCUCCAUAAACGUUGUUGGUGGAAAUUGGGUUCACCUUAAAUUUUAACUGCAUGAGAAGUGCACGAUUAUUAAUACUUUACAGAAUAACAGCAAUUCACCUCAUUCAACAUGAGCACAGCACACAAACACAUAUAUAUAUUUUUCACAGAUACCCUAUAAAAAGCCUGGUUUGCUUAAAUAUGGGACCCGCAUGGCACCGGCCUGCCCGUAUGUACAAUAUGCCCUAGUUUCAAAUGACACACAAAUAUGAUCAAAGCCGCCUCACCUUCCUGUCGAAAAUACCAUGCCACCCUCACAUCUCCUGUAGUUUUCCCUGUUGGACUGGAGAUCUCCGCUGUGCAUCCAUUUUAACUCUUGAUUUAGAUCAUUCUGUUCUCUCACUGAGACCGAAUUGUUUUAAGCUUUCAUUUCGGGACUGUUUUUCUUGUCAUUUUGUCUAUUGGACUGAGAUGUUCUUGUUUUUUUAUUAAUUAAGAGAGAACGAUUAAACAAGUCUUAAAUGUGA